Tribolium castaneum (red flour beetle) is the source of this 1117-nucleotide messenger RNA. Its product is annotated as cysteine-rich secretory protein 2. Lineage: Eukaryota; Metazoa; Arthropoda; Insecta; Coleoptera; Tenebrionidae. Bases 289 to 1101 code for a protein of 270 amino acids. Gene Ontology annotation, cellular component: extracellular region. The record is from RefSeq and is a predicted model, not a curated record. The transcript has 6 exons.
ACAUACGAACAAAUAAUCGAUCUGCAAAUCUGGACUGGAGUUCUGUGACCAAUCAUUUCAUAAACUGGUUCGGUUCCGAGUACUGCGCCGUAUUAUUAACAUUUAAAAUUGUGACAAUAAAAAAUAAUUCUAACCCUCGAGAUCAAUGUACUACAAACAAUGAAAUGACGUUAUCUCACAUCCAUGUACCAACACGACUUUGGUGAUUUUUUUGAUUCGAGUGACUGAACAACAAUAGUGCAAAAAUCUAACAAAUACAUGCAAGGUUGACUGACCCCAAACCACAACAUGUCCCACCGUCUCCUGGUACUAUUUUUUAUAAUCGCCACAAUUGGUGGUACUUUAGGGUACCAGAACUGGCGCCGAGACAGACAGCCUAAAAUAGUCGGUGAUAAAAUACCCCUCAAUGCAAUUAUGCCAAAUCGGCGAAAAAUGCAAAGAAAAAUUGUCCAGUACCACAAUUAUUUUCGCACAAAAGUGGUACCACGGGCUGCUAAUAUGUUACGAAUGAGAUGGCACAAAGGUGCCGCCCGAGCUGCCCAAAAGUGGUCUCGUAAAUGUUUUGUUUUGACCCAUGAUAACAUAACUGGGCGACAUAUCGAAAACUAUGGUGCUUGUGGUCAAAACAUAUUUAUCGCCUCUGACAAAGUACCAUGGUUAUUUGCCAUCAAAACCUGGUAUUUGGAAAAAGAUAACUUCACCUUUGGUAGUCGCAAAAAUGACCUAAUGAUCGUGGGCCACUACACCCAGAUGGUAUGGGCGAGCACCCACGAAGUCGGCUGCGGCUUAUCUAAAUGUUACUUAAAAUCGAGCGGAAAAACCUUCUACAACUACAUCUGCAACUACUGCCCCAUAGGAAAUCAGCCAGGACAACUGGGACGUCCUUAUCGCAGAGGAAGGCCUUGUAGUCUAUGUCGGAACAACUGCUUUGCCAGAAAACUCUGCACCAAUUCAUGCCAUGUGGCCGACUUGUGGGCCAAUUGCAAGGAAUUGUACAAAGUCUGGCCCCAGUGGCUUUGCGACACGACUUCAGUCAAAGGCCAAGAAAGGAAAAAGCACUGUAGAGCUACUUGUACUUGUAAAAACAAAAUCCACGACUAAUAAAUAAUUGGAAAUC